Molecule: messenger RNA, 1152 nt
Organism: Penicillium angulare
Lineage: Eukaryota; Fungi; Ascomycota; Eurotiomycetes; Eurotiales; Aspergillaceae
Product: Gfo/Idh/MocA family protein
Exons: 3
Coding region: 1-1152 (383 amino acids)
Molecular function (GO): nucleotide binding
Source: RefSeq, a predicted model, not a curated record
AUGGCCUAUAACCUUCGUUGGGGAAUUCUCGGUAGGUUUGAUCAGAUCAUAGAUCUGUUGUUGGCACCGAGUGAAAGAGGAGUUACGGAUGUCGCCCACACCGUUGUCGCUGUCGCUUCUUCUUCUUCCAAAUCUUCAGCCGAUUCGUUUGUUCAAAGAUUACAAAUUCCUGGACCGUGUGCGACAUAUGGAUCUUACAAGGAGGCCGUCAAUGACCACAAUGUUCAAGCGAUAUACGUGGCUAGUCCACAUUCGCACCAUUUUCAACACGCGAUGCUAGCGCUGGAAGCUGGAAAGCAUGUCCUAUGUGAGAAGGCCUUCACUGUGAAUGCAGCCCAAGCAAAGAUCCUUUGUGAAACUGCCCAAAAGAAAGGCCUUUUCCUUAUGGAAGCUGUCUGGACUCGGUACUUUCCUCUCAGCAUCCAAGUCCGACACCUGGUGCAGUCUGGAGCGGUUGGAGAGGUUCUGCGUGUGGUCUCUGACUUGAGCAUUGGAGAAGAGCCCGAGACUGCUUGGAGCAACAGCCAUCGCAUGAUCAAUAAGGAUCUGGCAGGUGGCGCAUUACUUGACCUGGGCGUAUAUGCGCUGACUUGGGUCUUCCAAAUUCUUUACCACACCUUGCCUCCCGCUCAGCGUAAAGCACCAUCCCAAAUCACAUCUCACAUGUCCAAGUACACUGCGACUGGGUCAGAUGAAGAGGCCACUAUGAUUUUGACAUUUCCGACUACAACGCCAUCCGCACUCCCCAAUCGCACCUCACAUGCCGUGGCAAUGACAGCCUUCCGAGUAGCCACGGACCCAGAUAAUCGUGGAUCCGCUGGUCCGUCAAUCCAAAUCCAGGGAACCGAGGGACAUAUUCUGAUCUUUGGACCUGCCUUUCGCCCGGAGCGAUACCGAGUGGUGCUGAAGAGUGAGCCAAACGAGACAGCGACUGUCCGAGAUAUUCAUGUGCCUGUCCCUGGAAAUGCACGUGGAAUGUUCUGGGAGGCUGAUGAAGUCGCUCGUUGUGUGCGUGAUGGCAAACUUGAGAGCGAAACCCUUCCUUGGAAAGAGAGUAUUCUCAUCAUGGAAGUGAUGGAUAAAGUGCGUCAACAAGGAGAAUUGGUUUACCCGGAUAACAUAGAAUCGACCAUUCAUCCGCUUGAUCUUUGA